Penaeus indicus is the source of this 1524-nucleotide messenger RNA. It is a transcript of the gene Rtc1, whose product is annotated as RNA 3'-terminal phosphate cyclase-like protein. Gene Ontology annotation, cellular component: nucleolus. The coding region runs from base 1 to 1413 and encodes 470 amino acids. Gene Ontology annotation, biological process: ribosome biogenesis; endonucleolytic cleavage of tricistronic rRNA transcript (SSU-rRNA, 5.8S rRNA, LSU-rRNA). Lineage: Eukaryota; Metazoa; Arthropoda; Malacostraca; Decapoda; Penaeidae. The record is from RefSeq and is a predicted model, not a curated record. Gene Ontology annotation, molecular function: RNA endonuclease activity. The transcript has 10 exons.
AUGCCUCCAAAAACAAACUGUGCUGCAGUGACAGUCCAGUGCUACACUAUUCCCCCCAGAGGCCAAAAUAAGUCCCUCAAUGCUUAUACCGGAACUGUCUCCAUAUCCCCAACAAAAUGCUCUGUCUACGACAAGGAUUGGACAGAUUGUGGAGAAGACUUACUCGCCUGCCCAAUGGACUAUGAUGCAAUAUCAAUAAAGUUCUAUACCAUUCCCCCCAGAAGCCGUCGUAGGUCUCCCACUAAUAUUGCCAACAUUACUUACCUCCCCUUUAAUGUUUACAUUGGCAAAGUCAAUGCCAAUUCUGAUGACCUCCAUGUGCCGUACCUGGUCAUAAUUGAUCAAACUGCUCUGCACAGUCAUCUUCUGCCCCUCCAUCGCCACAAGAAAGCAUUUGUUUCUCAGACCUCUGCAACCGAGUCCAUUGCAGAAACUUUCGAAGGCAUCUCAAACUAUUUGAUCAUGACCCAAGAUAACAUCCCUACACCUCAUCCAUCUUCCAGACUUUCUACAUCCAUUCCUCCUACACUCAAAAUAACAGAUUCAACACAGCCCUUCAGGUACUUCCUAGAACCGUUGCUGAUGUUGGCACCAUUUUGCAAGACUCCAAUUAACAUCACACUUAAAGGAGUAACCAAUAAUAAGAUAGACCCAUCUGUAGACAUGAUCAGAUUGUCGUUGCUGCCUGUCCUGGAGAAGUUCUUAGUGAUAGAUGAAGGCUUGAGUUUGAAGAUGAUAAAGCGAGGACUUCCUCCCAAAGGCGAUGGUGUUGUUACAUUUACUUGCCCGGUUAGGAGGACACUUAAAGCAUUCCAGUGGGAAGAAUGCGGAAAAGUAAAGCGCAUCAGAGGCACUGUUUAUACCAGCCGAGUUGCUCCAACUGUAGGCAACCGUAUGUUAGACGCUGCCAAAAAUGAAUUCACCCAAUUUCUCACUGAUGUCUAUUUCAACGUUGACAAUGCCAAAGGAGUUUCGCCAGGGUAUGGCCUCUGCUGCACAGCCAGAACUAACAUGGGCACCAUGUACUGUGCUGAGGCCAUGUCACACCACCAGGGGGAGGGGCUGGAGGCAAGACUGCCCGAGGAUGUGGGAAGAGAAGCUGCAUGGAGGCUCAUGGAAGAAAUAUUCCGAGGUGGAUGUACAGACACACUUGGACAGCCCCUAGUCCUCCUGUUCAUGGCACUGGCAGCAAAGGAUAUCUCCAAGUUUGUCUGUGGACCUCUCACUCCAUACACGAUGCACUUCUUGAAACAUAUGCGGGAUUUCUUUCAAGUCACCUUCAAGAUCGAAGAAUACAGAGACAAGUCAAUAAGUUUUUCAGAUGAAGAAAAAGAGACACACACAGGUGCAGAGAAGCUAAUAUUAACUUGUGUAGGAAUUGGUUAUAGUAACAUUAGCAAAGGACAAAUUUAAAAGGUGUGUAUUUAUUUAUACUGGACUGUCAUACUUUCACAUCAUACAUAGAAUUAUAUUUUGUUCAGUGACUUAUUAUUGUAAUAAUAAUAAAAUAUAUUCCAUACAUAA